Ogataea philodendri is the source of this 384-nucleotide messenger RNA. RefSeq lists its product as uncharacterized. The transcript has a single exon. The record is from RefSeq and is a predicted model, not a curated record. Bases 1 to 384 code for a protein of 127 amino acids. NCBI's taxonomy places the organism in Eukaryota, Fungi, Ascomycota, Pichiomycetes, Pichiales, Pichiaceae.
AUGGCUUUUUCCAAAUAUCUAACUCCACCGUGUGCCAUCUUUGUUGACUUGGACGAAGUGCCGGACGCAAAGUCAUUUUUUUCCAGCAACAACACGUUCAGACCACGAAGAGUGGCAUCGAGAGCGGCACCGGUACCUGUUGCACCUCCUCCGACGAUGAUUAAAUCAAACUUGGACUGGGCAUCUUUGGUGGAUAAUUCCUCGGCCAAUUUUGUGACCGGUUCCCCCAGUUUUUUUAAAAAAUCAUCCCUUGCGGGGGGUUUCUCCACAUUGGUAACGAUUGGCGGAAACUUGGAUUUAAAAUCAACCAACGUAUCGUUGUGGAUGGUUUGCAAAUACGCGCCACCUAAGCCCAACGCUAGCGCUGAACAAGCGCCAAUCUGA